GUUCAGGGUCAGAAAUGCCUUAUGUGGAUCGUCAGAAUCGCAUUUGUGGUUUCCUAGACAUUGAAGAAAAUGAGAAUAGUGGGAAAUUUCUGCGGCGGUACUUCAUUCUGGACACACGAGAAGACAGUCUGGUGUGGUACAUGGAUAACCCACAGAAUCUUCCCUCUGGGUCUCCACCUGUUGGAGUCAUUAAACUUACCUAUAUUUCAAAGGUUAGCGAUGCAACGAAGCUAAGGCCAAAGGCAGAAUUCUGUUUUGUUAUGAAUGCAGGGAUGAGAAAAUACUUUCUCCAAGCCAAUGAUCAGCAGGACCUAGUGGAAUGGGUAAAUGUUCUGAACAAAGCUACCAAAAUCACAGUACCAAAGCAGUCUGAUCCUCUGUGUCAGAUGGAUAAUGCAAAUCGUCAGGUUGAAAGCCCAGGUGGAAAGAAGCAAGUGUCUUACAGGACAGAAAUCGUUGGUGGUGUUCCAAUCAUCACACCUACCCAGAAAGAAGAAAUGAGUGAGUGCAGUGAAGGAGGUGAUAGGAAUUAUUUGAAACGGUCACAAAGUCACCUUCCUUAUUUUCCUGCUAAGCAUCCCCCAGAUAAUGCAAUUAUCAAAGCUGGCUACUGUGUAAAACAAGGAGCAGUG
This is a messenger RNA of Mesitornis unicolor (brown roatelo), 632 nucleotides long. RefSeq names its product pleckstrin homology domain containing, family A (phosphoinositide binding specific) member 1 (gene PLEKHA1). The annotation marks the transcript as partial. The transcript is spliced from 6 exons. Gene Ontology annotation, molecular function: PDZ domain binding. Lineage: Eukaryota; Metazoa; Chordata; Aves; Mesitornithiformes; Mesitornithidae. Gene Ontology annotation, cellular component: cytoplasm; membrane. The record is from RefSeq and is a predicted model, not a curated record.